AUGCAUUUUGCUGGCGCUAAUACAGUAGUGCUGUUCGUGGAUAUUUGGCAUGGUGAAAUGUCAUGCGGACGGAGUGAUGAUUGGGAGAAUUGGCCGUGGUCAGUUCUCACAGGUGAAACUUGGGUAAAUCAUGGUGCAGUUGUUGCUGCAUUGCAGCCCCACUUGCCUGGUUUGUUUGCCCGACCCCCUCGUAAUCCUGAAGAAAAAAUCAACACAUACUACAAGGCAGCAGAGUACAUUACUUGGUUGUUCAGCUAUGGGCCUGGACUUUUUUACGGCCUGAUUCCAGACCUGUAUUAUUGCAACUUCUGUCAAUUUGUACAUGGACUUCAACUCAUGAGUCAGUACAGCAUCACUCCGGCCCAGGUUCUCGAAGCUUCUGAAUGCUUUGCAGAGUGGGAAACAGAGUUUGAAGAACUCUACUAUCAACGUCGUGUUGAUCAUCUACAUUUUGUUCGCCCAUGUGUUCACCUUUCUAACCACCUUGCAUCAGAAUGCACUCGUGUAGGCUCACCAAUAUGUUCCUUGCAGUGGACGAUGGAAUGCACCAUAGGCAAUCUCAGGCAGGAAAUUCGACAACCAUCAAACCCAUUUUCAAACUUAGCUCAACAGGGAAUCCAAAGGUGUCAAGUGAAUGCUCUCAUGGCCAUUCUCUCCCACUACAAUAAAUCUUGUGAUUCUCUUCCUCGCGGAGCUUGUGAUCUAGGCGAAUCAUAUGUACUCCUUCGCAAAUCCGACAAACGCCCAAUUACGCUUCCACCUGGUAGUGCUGAAGCAGUGGUAAUCAGUGUUUACUUAGGUCAACCACCACCGAGGUUCCGCCGAUGGGCACAUUUGCAGUUACCCAAUGGGCAAAUUGUUUGA
This is a messenger RNA of Suillus paluster, 864 nucleotides long. RefSeq lists its product as uncharacterized. The record is from RefSeq and is a predicted model, not a curated record. Bases 1 to 864 code for a protein of 287 amino acids. The transcript has a single exon. NCBI's taxonomy places the organism in Eukaryota, Fungi, Basidiomycota, Agaricomycetes, Boletales, Suillaceae.